Messenger RNA from Anolis carolinensis (green anole), 1538 nucleotides. Its product is annotated as oxidized low-density lipoprotein receptor 1. NCBI's taxonomy places the organism in Eukaryota, Metazoa, Chordata, Lepidosauria, Squamata, Anolidae. The record is from RefSeq and is a predicted model, not a curated record. The transcript has 7 exons. Gene Ontology annotation, biological process: cellular response to molecule of fungal origin. Gene Ontology annotation, molecular function: (1->3)-beta-D-glucan binding. The coding region runs from base 392 to 1147 and encodes 251 amino acids.
CUAUCCCAGAUGUUUUUGCCCAUAGUCAAUUAAUAACAUCUCAACUUAAUAACAUCUCAACUUAUUUUUACUUAUGUGCCAAUCUACCAUAUUUCUUUAUUCCAGCAGCUAAAGUACUACAGGAGCCCAACCCUGUUCCUUGCCCCUCCCCCAGUAAACAACACUGUGUAUGGGGAGUGGGAGAGAAACUUGCAAUGUUAGUCACUUUUUCAAGCUCUUCUCUGACAUUGCAGAAUAAGAGACACCCACAGUCCUUGUUUCCACUCUUUAUUUCCUGUCUUUGGGAGAACAUGAGUGUCUCAAACAGAUCACACAUUCCACAUAUGCAUCAUACUCUCAUGACUAUAAACUACUAGUCUGGCUCAAUCCCUGGUGAGUUCCCUGGGAAAUCAUGCUAGAGAUGGCUGAAGAAGUCACUUAUGCUGAUCUGAAGUUCAUUACACUGCAGCAGAGCAAGAAAGAAGAGUUCCACCAAACCAAAAACAAAGGUAAUACCACUCUGAAAUCUCAUUGGCGGUCAGUAGCAAUCUCUCUUGGGAUCUUCUGCUUGGUUCUGCUUGGAACAGCUGGAACUCUGGGAUUCAUGGUUAUGCAGGCAUCACAGAGAGUGAGCAGUCAGAAUGAGAACCUGACCUUGCAGAAAGAGAUGUUUGAAAAUCUUCUCACAGAGCUGAAUGUUCUCCAAGCCCAGAAUCUAAACCUUUCAGAGACUGUCCAACAACUGUCAAGCCACAGAGGUCGCCAAUGCAGCCCUUGCCCAGAAAAGUGGCUUCAGCGUGGAGACAACUGCUACUUCUUUUCAACCAAGUGGAACACCUGGGAAGAAGGCAAAUCUCAGUGCAUUACUCUUAACUCCAGAUUUCUUAAAAUAGAGAGUAAGGAAGAACUGGAGUUUAUUCUUGAAUCAGCACAGUCCUAUAAUUCUUACUGGAUUGGUUUAUUCCGCAGCAGAGCUGGAGGACCUUGGUUAUGGGAUGACAACAGCACCUUUAUCACUGACUUGUUUAACAUUCCUGAUGCUGGAUCCAGCAAUUAUCCCAUCUGUGCAUCUAUUCAGGGUGGGAAUCUAAUUGCUUCUGAUUGUUUAGGAUACCGGUUUAGCAUCUGUGAGAAAAUGGCAGACCCAACUAAACCUGACCAUAAGUAAGGUGGAAACUUAGGUCAUAAUGCUCUUCAUUCAUUCCAUUCUAAGGACUUCAGUCAAGAAUAAUAUGUCUGUGUGUAUGUCUGGGAGAGUAAUUGUACAUGUACAUGUGCAUAUCCUGUCAUACUCUCAUGCACAAAUGUGUACAUGCAUGUGUGUUACAAGCACGGUGAAGCACCUCUGUGUUCAUUGAAUGAAUACAUGAAGGAGACCAUGUGAAAUGGCCUCACUGACUUGAGAAUCCGCCAAUCUGUUUGUUAAACAUAUUGUUGAGUCUCUUUAGGCCAAGUAGUUUUGUAUCUACAUUAUCUUUUUCGUCUUUCAACAUUUUUUUCCUGUCAUCUUUUUAAAAAAUUAAAAGGCCAACAUAAUUAAAAAUAAAAUAGCAGCUAUU